UUGUCUUUAGGGAACACGGCAGUAAAGGGGUGUUACCAAAGAAUUCUAUUAGAAGCGGGUGUAACCCACAGCGAUAUGAACCGUGUUCUCAGUUCUCUCUGGUUUAAGUAGGAGGAAAAACAGCCGUCUCUGUUGCUUCAUCUUGCAGUAACCUGCUUUUUUCAGGUCAUUUGGCUCUUAGGCGGUAACUUACAAAGGGUGGACGAGGGGAGAGGUUUCCUUACUGCAAGAAGAGGAGAAACUCAGGAGGCUGGCACUGACAAGGACGUGCAAGGUAAGAAGUCAGCUGCACGUAGCCUCCAUUAGCUUACCAUCAGCUGCUAUCAUAUUUUGUCACUUUUCAUCACUAUGCCUGCCUAGAAACCAUUCUUUCUUGGCAGAUGAUAAUUUGCCAUAACUAAGUCUUUGCCUGAAGAAUAAUAAUCUAAGUGUGUGUGACAGAAUGGAGCCAUGGCUGAGAAAGAGCUCUACUUUGAGCGUAACAACAUUACUUAAAUUCCUUCUGACUCUGUGUGCUACAAGAACACCAUUAUCACAGCACUUUUUGGCCAAUCUCCACAUUGUGAACAAAGCUUCUGAGGAGCUGGGAGGGACACAGAAGUAAAAAGGCUGUAUACAUUAUAAAAGCACAUCCAGCCCUGAUAUGAAGCAGUGAGCAUCUGACACUAACUGAAAUAUGUGAGUGAUGUUAGUGUUUGAGAUAUAAAUAAACAGACAGACACAUACAAUAAAAUCAACCCUAAUAAUGUUAAAGGAUAAAAUUGGAACUUCCUGUUAUUUACUCCCAUGUUGUUUCCAGGGAAACAAAGAAAUUGUCAAGAUUAAAGAGAAAAGAAAUCAAUGAUUUUAAAGUCUUUUUUUAUCCCUGUUUUUGGAAGAUUUGCUCAAUUUUGUUUCUUGUAUAUUUUCUAGAUAAGAUAUAGCCUACAUUUAUAUUCAGCACUAUGCAAAGGUCUUGCACCAUCGCUGGGAGGAGACACAAACCCCGCCUUAGGGUAUUACAAGCUAAGUUAUGCCUAGACCAGUGGUGCCAAACAUAAGGGCCAGGGGCCAGAAUCUUUGGCUCCAAUCUGGCCCACUGGACGGCUUUAAAACAUGUUACAUGUUUGACAUCAAUUUUAGACUUUUAACCGUAUUUUCUUACGUUUUAUAGCUUUUCCCACUGAUAAACUCCUCUUCUAUGGCUAUUCAUAGGACAUUAAAUAGGUAUAAAUAAGCAAGUACACUAAAACAACAAAAUAACAGAAAGUUCCUGUUUUUUCACUAUCUGAAACUAUCUACUGAAGAAAUGUAUGAUUUAUCUAUGGAUUAUGGGUUUAUAAUUACAGGGCAGAGAAAUAUUCCUAUAAUGUUAAACAUUUAUUUCUUAUCAUUUAAGCCCAUCUUUAUCAUGUGCAGAAACUGAGCUGUAUUGUUGAAAUGUUGUUCUUUUUUUUACUAAAAAAAUCUAAAGCAAUAAAUGUGUAGUUGUUCUUUACACUGACAGAAAGGGGACUUUCACUGGGCUGGACCAGUGGCCCACAGUGUAAAAUAAUAUGACAUCCCUGGCUUAGAUGAAUGGGAAGUUCUGUUCCAGAGUAGGAGGAAGGAAAAUCUGUGCAGAUCCAUCUGCUGUGAUGACCCCUUGGGAACGGCACAGUCAAAGGAACAAACUGCCUGUGGGUCCCUUUUCUGUACUAAUGGCACAAAGGAUGUUGAAUGAAAGUGGGCAAGAUGGCCGAUCAGUCCUGGGAAUGUUGGAGGUGCAGGUAGAGCGGGACCCCAAGACAGGCGCCACCAUUGUUAGGUCAGUGGCUCCUGUGUCCACACCAGCUGGUGCUCCAAAGGCUACCACUGUCUUUGACGACGGCAGGAGGAGCAUCCACACUAUCAGUGGGUCAGCAGAUCAACCCUCGUCUGAAGAGCUCGGGCAUAUCUUGAGCGUCAUCGACGGGGUUGGGAUGAAAGUGCUGCUGAAUGAAGUUACAGUCACACCAACCAAGACAGAGACAGAGACAGUAGAAGCUAGCAAAGGCUCAGAGAAAAAAGGCCUGUCGCUUUACACCCAUCCCAGCACGUCAAAGGAAGACUACAGGCCGUUCGGCGGUUCUAGAAGCGAUGAUUUAGAAGUUGAGCUGAGCAGUGAGAAGUGUGUUGUAAGUGUGGGAAACACAGAUGAUAAAAACACGAUGGCAGUGAGAGACACUUUGGAAAAAGUAGAUAUCGUGGAGAAUCAGAUGUUGGAGGAAAGUCCUGUCACACUUGUGUUCUUGGGAUACGCUGAUGCCACAACUGACCAGAGUCAGAGCCAAGAGGAGCAGGAAGGCAUGAUCACUGUGGAACGAGUGAUAAUCACGGAGGAUGGAGAAGAGCAUGUCUUAGGACCUGAAAUGCCUCCUCCACUUUAUUCACCAUUAGACCAGGUAGCAGAGCAAGGCACCGGGAAAGAGUCCAAAGAUGAAGCAGUUCAGGAUAUUCCCUCGGGUGGAAACGGAGCUGGAGUCAAUGUGCAGGCAGAGGAAGGUGAUAAAGAGUCACAUAAUGCAUCUCCACCGGGCAUAACAGAGGGAAAAGGCAGUUCUAAGCACAGGAGCUGCCGGUGUUGCUCUGUCAUGUAAGAAAUGGUUGAAGAAAGACUCCCUGUAUACCAUGUAUACACUGCUUCCUUUAUAUGUUGCUUUAUAUGAGUGGGUUUAAUAGCAUACUACACCAUCACCCACCAUUCCACCUCCCCUUGAUAAUAAAAAUGGCAUUUAUAUAUUUGUGCAUCUUCUACAAAGCUCUACAAAGUGCACUAAAGUCCACUUCCACCCCCUACUGGACAGAAAUAAGAACUUCAAGCAAGCAAGCUUAUCCAACAGAAAAAAUCCACACUAAUUGUUUAGCCAUGGUUCCUGUAGAAAUGGGGGAAAAAAAGUAUGCCAUCCUUUAGCAUGCACAUCCUAAUGCUUAUGGUGUCCCUCACUGUUUCUGGUAUUAAAAAUGCAACUGAGGGCUGAGA
Messenger RNA from Oreochromis niloticus (Nile tilapia), 2980 nucleotides. RefSeq lists its product as uncharacterized. NCBI's taxonomy places the organism in Eukaryota, Metazoa, Chordata, Actinopteri, Cichliformes, Cichlidae. The coding region runs from base 1554 to 2597 and encodes 347 amino acids. Gene Ontology annotation, cellular component: membrane. The transcript is spliced from 5 exons. The record is from RefSeq and is a predicted model, not a curated record. Gene Ontology annotation, biological process: regulation of cell shape.